Messenger RNA from Alternaria arborescens, 837 nucleotides. RefSeq lists its product as hypothetical. NCBI's taxonomy places the organism in Eukaryota, Fungi, Ascomycota, Dothideomycetes, Pleosporales, Pleosporaceae. The record is from RefSeq and is a predicted model, not a curated record. The transcript has 6 exons. Bases 1 to 837 code for a protein of 278 amino acids.
AUGUCAAAGCAGGUUGCCAUCACUGGGGGUUCUGGUAAUGUGGCUCAAGAGGUGGUAUAUGCAAUCUUGUCUCGGGGUAACUACAAAGUUGUAGUUCUGAGUCGAAGAGAUGCUGUAGACAGUGAGACGACACGCGUUGAAUGGAGAAAGGUCAAAUAUCACAGCCAUGCUUUACUCGUAGUAGCUCUUGACGGAAUCGAUACCUUGCUGUCUUUUGUAGCAACCGCUGACAUGGAGGCGGCCUUUGAGUUGCAAAAGGUGUUGAUCCACGCAGCUAUCGAAGCGAGCGUACAAAGGCGCUCGGAAAGUGGCAUUGCUCACUACGCAUACAAGGAUGAAACGCGCAAGUACCUCGAAGCAAUAAACAAAGAGCAAGAUCAAAUCGAAUAUUGCCUCUUCCAACCCGGCUUCUUCACCGAAUACUUCGCAGAACCAAACGCAACGGCCAGCCACCUUCAAAGCUUCAAGAUGUUUGCCGACUUUGAGUAUCGCCGGGCUAUCAUACUAGAGGGAGCGGAGGAUUCCCCACUCACACUCACGACGGUCGGAGAUAUGGCUAAGGUUGUGGCUCUUGCACUGGAUUACAGGGGCAGGUGGCCCACAACUGGAGGUAUACGGGGAACCCAGACAACGAUUUCCGGUUUUCUGAGACUUGCAGAACGCAUUCGAGGUCCUUUCCAGAUCGAACGACUGGUCCCGGAUGACGUUAACAAGGGGGAGCUGAAGGCGUCAUGGUAUCCCAUUAUUGAACAUAAAGCCCUUCCAGAUGUGUACAGGGAGAUGUUCUCGAAGAACGUAACGAGAGAAUAUGUCAAAUCUCUGGCCGCUGGUGGUUGA